AGUGGCAGCAGGAACCUCAGGAUGGGCAGCAGUGGCUUGUGAGAGCCGGCAGGGCCAUUUUGGCCUUUCUCCUGCAGACUCUGUCCGGGAGGGGAUGGGGCAGCUGAGCCAUGUGCACCACCCUCUUCCUACUCAGCACCUUGGCCAUGCUCUGGCGCCGCCGGUUCGCCAACCGGGUCCAACCGGAGCCCAGCGGAGCAGACGGGGCAGUCGUGGGCAGCAGGUCGGAGAGAGACCUCCAGUCCUCGGGCAGAAAGGAAGAGCCUCUGAAGUAAGUCUUCACCCGGUCAGGCGGAGCUCGGCCCCAGGGACUGGGAUCAGCUGGCAGAGGCAGUUCAAGUCCCGGCUGGCCUCUUACCCACAAAGCAUGCUGUGGUGGAAGCAGCAGCAGCAGCAAGAAGAAAAAUGGGAAAAAGCAGUCAUCAAGAAGGUAGACUCCUCCCUUUGAGUCCCUGGACCUGCCUGGCCUCCCUUUGCCCCAGACCCUGGUGGUGGGGCUCCUGAAGCAAGGCCUGGCUGGGGCAGGCUGGAGGGCAAAGACGCUCAUUGCCCUGGCUUGGGCUCCCUUCCUCUGAGAUCCUGAGGAUAGUCUGAGGCAGGCCCAGAGAGGGACUCAGGUUUCUUAUGGAAGGGCUUCUCAUUCAUCCCUAAUAUAAUCCUUGCAAUGACCCAA
Canis lupus familiaris (dog) is the source of this 673-nucleotide messenger RNA. RefSeq names its product photoreceptor disc component (gene PRCD). Gene Ontology annotation, cellular component: photoreceptor outer segment membrane. Lineage: Eukaryota; Metazoa; Chordata; Mammalia; Carnivora; Canidae. Gene Ontology annotation, molecular function: opsin binding. The record is from RefSeq and is marked validated. The transcript has 4 exons. The coding region runs from base 111 to 275 and encodes 54 amino acids.